CCCCGGCUCACCGGGGCAGGGCUCCGCUAUUUAAGGGUGCCCGACAGCCGGGAGAGCCGUGCCGAGGACGGAAUCCCGAGUGGUUCCGGCAUUGCCUCUUCUGGGAACUUCUCCGCAGGUUUGCUUGGAGACCGCUGAGGAUGUGUGAUCCCAACCAAGGCGCACCACGACCACACCUUGCUGUGUGCCCUCCCGCCCCUCCUGGAUAUGCAGGUCCUGGCACAGGUCCCUACCCUGGUGGCGUGGCAGUCUGCCCCCCGUGCCCUGCUCCGCCUGGCCAUCACCUCCAUGGGCACCCCCCGACGGGGCAUCAUCCCCAUGGGCAUCAUCCCCAUGGGCACCACGAGCACCAUAAGAAGCACCAUAAGAAGCACCAUAAGAAGAAGGACUGCAAGCACCAUGAAGGCAAGCACUCUAGUGGCUCCAGCAGCAGCUCUGACUCUGACUGAACGUCUGGCGUGUCCCACCUGCUCCGCGGUGAUCAGCAAAACAUGAAGCCAAACUCCUCCUGGGAACCCUCGGCGUUUCGCUCCCCUCCCUCCUCCUUUCCCUUGGAAAUCACCUGCCAAGUGAUUUUUCUUGUGUGUAGCUUGUAAAUCCUUUGACCUGGAAUCUCUGAGUCAAUGGACAACAUUUCCACCCUCUAUCUUUUGGGAGAGCCUGCUAAAAGUCAUCACAUGCUGAUUUCCAAUC
Molecule: messenger RNA, 693 nt
Organism: Sturnus vulgaris (Common starling)
Lineage: Eukaryota; Metazoa; Chordata; Aves; Passeriformes; Sturnidae
Source: RefSeq, a predicted model, not a curated record